UGUGAGAGAGAGAGAGAGAGAGAGAGAGAGCGCACUCCAAAAAGGCAAUAUGACAGCCAGAAGGGAGAGGCACGGUUUAUAUAAAACCCAGUUUGGCACAAUCCAUGGAUUUCUUCCUAAGAAAAAGUUAUGAAACUUUUUGCAAACUUUUCAUUGGCUCAAAAGCACAACAGAGUGGAAAAUCAGCAGCUUGAUCUGUGUGGAGCUGAAUCCAAUAUGGUCCCCUUGCAAAACGUGCUGGGAAGAAUGAGGCUGUCCAGAGGCGCCUGUUGCCUAUUCCUUGCGGUCCUGCUGAGCCAUCUACUCUGCGAGUCAUCCUGUGGCAACAACCCCCGCUACGAGAAGUUCCUGAGCCAGCACCGAGACGAGCCCAGGAGCCGCUUCCACGGCCGAUACUGCAACACCCUCAUGGGCAGCCGUGGCCUGACCAAACCCGAGUGCAAGGAGGUGAACACUUUCAUCCACGGCUCCAAGCGGCAGAUCCGGGCCGUGUGCGCCGAAGGAGGGCUUCCCUCGGGGGAGCUGCGGAAGAGCCGGCAGCAUUUCAGAGUCACCACCUGCACGCUCCGUGGGGGCUCCACCCGCCCACCGUGCGAAUACAAGGAGAACAUUUCGCCCAGGUACAUCAUCAUUGGCUGCGAAGGCGGCUGGCCGGUGCACUAUGACGAAAGCCAGAUUGUGACCUCCGUUUGAAGCACCAUUGCUAGACCUGAAAGGCAUCUCUCUUCCCUGUGUAUUCAUCAAAUUCUGUAUCCCAGUAUCCCAGUCAAAACAAAGCCCAAGUACAUGAAAUAGCUUUGUUCACAUUAAUCCAUCGAAACCUUACUUGCCUCGACUUUUCCUUCCCUUUUGAUUUCUUACCACCCCCAUUCUCAAAUAGAUUGUAAGCUCACUGGGGCAAGGACCCGCCUUUAAUGUUUGUUCAUCAUGUGGACUCAAGGUUUAAAUAUGGGUAUAAAUCAUAUUUCUUAAAGGUAUGACAGUCUCUACCAUGUCUUCAAUUGUCCAAGGGAGCCUAGCACCUGGGUGAAUGCCUGGAACCCCCUGGGAAUCCCCUUCCUACAGCUCAGCACAGAGAGAGUGAGUGUGCUUGAGUAUGCAUGAAGGUCAUUUUUAAAUUCAAACUACGUUGCUGGAAUACAUGGUCUGUUUUUUUUUUUAAUUUAAAAAUGGCACUUUAUUUAUACACUUUAUGAAAAUUACAAAGACAAAUCAAGAAAAAAAUACAAAGAAGCAAAAAAAGAAUUUUCACAAAGCAUAUAAAGAAAAAAACAUACAAACAACAAAGGGAAAAAACCAUACAAAAAACAAAUAUACAAACAAUUUUUUAAAAUGGACUUCCAAUUAUUUGAACAUCGCUUUCUUUUAUCAAAUUUUAUUUUAUCCUACUUAUCUCAUCUUACUUAGUUUAUUAUAGAUUUCCUUCUUAUUUACCUAAUAUCAGCAUAUAGAUCAGGGGUCAGCAAACUUUUUCAGCAGGGGGCCGGUCCACUGUCCCUCAGACCUUGUGGGGAGCCGGACUAUAUUUUGGAAAAAAAUAUGAACGAAUUCCUAUGCCCCACAAAUAACCCAGAGAUGCAUUUUAAAUAAAAAAAAACCACAUUCUACUCAUGAAAAAACAUGUUGAUUCCUGGACCGCCUGAGGGCCGGAUUUAGAAGGCUAUUGGGCUGCAUCCGGCCCCCGGGCCUUAGUUUGGGGACCCUGAUAUAGAUAUACCAUAUUUUCCUCUAACCUCUUCGUUAAAAAAAUAUAUUUUUUCUCUUAUGUUCUGUAUACAUUUCAAUCAAAGCAUAUCACCAAAUUUGUAUUUACAUUUUCUUUGAUUAAAUAAUUUUCUACAUAUUUCCAUUCUGCUUUACAUUUUUCUUUCGAUAUUAUUUCUUGUUAAGCAUGACACCAGAUAAUGUUCCCAAAGAUAGGAGAAAUAUAUUGUUAUAUGCCUGUGCAGCGGUCCGCCUUCUUAUAGCAAAAAAACUGGAAAGGAGAGAGGGUACCAACGAUUCAUGAGUGGCGAGUAAAACUAGUAGAAUUUAUGAAUUUGGCCAAGAUGACAGCGGUGGUUAGAAAUACAUGGUCUGUUUAACUAGACUGGUUGUUGGAUUAUUAAAAAGAAAUUCAUUUAACUUAUAAUGUUAUUGCUGAAAUAAAAA
Zootoca vivipara (common lizard) is the source of this 2151-nucleotide messenger RNA. RefSeq names its product ribonuclease. Gene Ontology annotation, molecular function: nucleic acid binding; RNA nuclease activity. Gene Ontology annotation, biological process: defense response to Gram-positive bacterium. The record is from RefSeq and is a predicted model, not a curated record. NCBI's taxonomy places the organism in Eukaryota, Metazoa, Chordata, Lepidosauria, Squamata, Lacertidae.